CAGAAUCAUCAGUUCCUUCAGCGGAAGCUAUACUGAAAGCAUUAUUGCUGUUCAACCAGACUUUACAAAAUGCUCAAGGACUCUUCCCAAAAACUCUAAGUGAGUCGUUACUAAAGUUGAAAUCCCAAUCUCUCUUGCAAGACCCAGACCUUCUUGGCCUGGCUGAGUUAGGAUUAGGCUCCAAUGGCCGGUGGCUGCCGGAGCAGGUUCGAGAUUUUAUCCCAUGGGUUCGCCAUGAUGAUCUAGAGAGGUCUCGUGUGGUAGAACAAGGGAAAUCAUGGGCAACAAAGGAAUUGGAAAAUUUAAACAUUGCUUUCGAGAAAUCACUGCAGGGUAUUGAGGAUAUCAGGGAGCUGGUGGCUCUACGAGAAAAUAUUCUCGGGCUGUGGAGAACAGGAAGAAAGGGGAGAAGGGAAUUCUUACAAAAAGGAGAGAAGUUUCGAGAACUUACUACCGCCAGAUUGGCAGAGGUAUUAAGAAUCAAAAUUGACGGUCUUGCAGCUAUUGGCCAUGAGCUUGGUGAGCUAUUGGAGGGUGUUGACGGUGUGGGUAAAGACUACAGCGUCAGUCUUUGGUCUGGUUCGUUAUCGUCAAUGGGCCUCGCAAAUGGUGGAUCCGCAUUUAAGGAGGCAGUCCAGUCACGUGUUCUAGGUAGAGAUAGUCCGGUUAAGGCUUUUGGGGGGAAGCACGAAAAAUGGCUUUCUAGCAUCGUAGACAGCGCCGCCGUUGUCAGAGGGCUCAAGACUCCAAGUGCCUCAUUAGCAGAAGAUGAAGACGACUUUGACGCUGAAGAGGAGAGGAUCCAGGAAGGUAUAGAAGAUGCGGUAUAUGUAGAGAAGAAGAUGGGUGAAUCAUUAGAUACAGCGUACGGCAAUUUACAGGAGACUGUUGGAGAGCUUGUGGAACGCCUUGAGGCCAGUGAAGCAAAGGAGGACAAAAAAGAGAAAGGUAUAGUUCCCACGAAACACUAUGAGAAAAGUAUGACUUACGGGCGUAUCACAAAUAUAGCGACAACGAUGCGUGCAGCACUCCUCUUGAGAGCAAUCAGGCAAAUCAGACAAAACCCGCCCAAGAGAGACGACGACUCACUGAUAGCCCUCGGUUGGUUUGGAACAAUACUCGUUCCUAGACUACAUGUACUUGUUGCCAUAAGUGUAGGCAAGAAGUCCUUCACCAAUGUCAAGAGGCUCUUAGAACACAGAAAGUGGAGUGGGAAGCUGGCUUCAAAAACACUGUGGGAAGGUGGUGAUUUAAUACCAGUUAGUGCCUUGUCUUAUACUCAUACUAACUCCUUUAUCGAACAAUAG
Tuber melanosporum (Perigord truffle) is the source of this 1307-nucleotide messenger RNA. RefSeq lists its product as uncharacterized. The transcript has 2 exons. The coding region runs from base 594 to 1307 and encodes 237 amino acids. NCBI's taxonomy places the organism in Eukaryota, Fungi, Ascomycota, Pezizomycetes, Pezizales, Tuberaceae. The record is from RefSeq and is a predicted model, not a curated record.